Messenger RNA from Brassica oleracea var. oleracea, 1237 nucleotides. Its product is annotated as peroxisomal 2,4-dienoyl-CoA reductase. Lineage: Eukaryota; Viridiplantae; Streptophyta; Magnoliopsida; Brassicales; Brassicaceae. The coding region runs from base 160 to 1056 and encodes 298 amino acids. Gene Ontology annotation, biological process: fatty acid catabolic process. The record is from RefSeq and is a predicted model, not a curated record. Gene Ontology annotation, molecular function: 2,4-dienoyl-CoA reductase (NADPH) activity. The transcript is spliced from 6 exons.
GGAUUGCAUCUUUGAUUCAUUGUUCUUGUGGUGAUCUUUGUAAAGACUCGAUUCAAUUAUAGUGGAGUAGUUGCUUGUGUCGUCAAGCCCCAGACGUACGGAUUCACAUCGAAUCCCGAACUGGCUUUCGCGAAUUCGCGCGUGGACCGAGUGGUGAUCAUGGAUUCUCCGUUCAAUCCUGAUGUCCUCAAAGGCAAGGUGGCUCUCAUCACGGGAGGCGGAUCAGGCAUCGGUUUCGAGAUCUCCACUCAGUUCGGGAAACAUGGAGCUUCCAUCGCCAUCAUGGGACGCCGUAAACAAGUCCUCGACGCCGCCGUCUCUGACCUCCGAUCCCUCGGGAUUGCGGCUAUUGGAUUGGAAGGUGACGUUCGUAAGCCAGAGGAUGCGAAGAGAAUAGUGGAAUCAACUUAUCAGCACUUCGGUAGGAUUGAUAUUCUCAUUAACGCAGCCGCCGGAAAUUUUCUCUCUGCGGCUGAGGAUUUGUCCACCAAUGGCUUCAGAACAGUUUUAGAUAUUGAUGCAGUAGGAACGUUCAACAUGUGCCAUGAAGCACUCAAGUAUCUUAAGAAAGGAGGGCCUGGUAGAGACCCAUCAAGCGGCGGUGGGUCGAUCAUCAACAUAAGUGCUACUUUGCACUACACUGCUUCUUGGUACCAAAUACAUGUUUCUGCAGCCAAGGCAGCAGUCGAUGCUACGACAAGGAACUUGGCAUUGGAGUGGGGAACUGACUACGAGAUCAGAGUGAACGGGAUUGCGCCAGGCCCCAUAGGAGGCACGCCUGGAAUGAGUAAGCUUGUACCUGACGAGAUCCAAAACAAAACCCGAGAGUUAAUGCCUCUCUAUAAACUCGGUGAGAAGUGGGAUAUCGCCAUGGCUGCACUCUACCUCAGCGGUGAUACUGGGAAGUAUGUGAAUGGACUAACAAUGGUGGUAGAUGGAGGAUUGUGGCUUAGCAAACCUCGCCAUUUGGCAAAAGAAGCUGUGAAGGAACUCUCUCGUGUUGUGGAGAAGAGGUCUAGGGCCAAACCUGUUGGUCUGCCGACCAGCAAACUUUAAAGAGUGUUUGUCUUUCUCAUCUCAAACAUUAAGAGUGUGAUGUUGGGUUAUUUGAUUGUAUUACGUUGGAUACAAUACAAACAAAAUGGUGGGUAUUGAGAUUCUGAAGGUUGAAACGUUCUUUUUUUUUUCUUUGAACAUCUGAAACAUUCUUUAUUAAUCACAAUGAUUGUAAUGGAUU